Kalmanozyma brasiliensis GHG001 is the source of this 1380-nucleotide messenger RNA. RefSeq lists its product as uncharacterized. Bases 1 to 1380 code for a protein of 459 amino acids. NCBI's taxonomy places the organism in Eukaryota, Fungi, Basidiomycota, Ustilaginomycetes, Ustilaginales. The record is from RefSeq and is a predicted model, not a curated record. The transcript has a single exon.
AUGUCCUUGCAACGACCAUCCGACACGCUGCCCGACAGCGUCAUGGCGCAAGACGAGUCGAUGCGGGACGACUCGUCCGCACGCAAGUACAACAAGACGUCGCAUCUCCAACAGCGCCCUUCGCAGCUCAACCAGAUCGAUGAAGCUGCAGGUUCCUCAUCCGCCGCCCGUUUCAUUCCCGCUGGCGAUGCCGGUCAGCCCUACGAUCCCGUCGCCGAAUACAGACGAGGUCGAGCUUUAACCGCCGACAAUCUGGAGCGCAUCCCCAAUGCGGAUCAGCUAGCACCGGGCAUCCGUCUGCCAGGGCGACACAUCGAUCCGCACGCAGCCGAUACCGACAUGCAGACCUCGUCCGACGCGGAUGGAGGCGCACAGAGCCUCGAGACGGGUCACACGAGCGUGGGGGCUUUUGGCGAAGGAGGAGCGCCGGUACCAGGUGUGCCGCCCGAAUUGGAUCCGCGAACACCAGCCUUCCGGCCCCACAGUCCUGGCGAGGCCUCCGUGUUCUCCGUCGCCGUCCAACCGCCAGCAUCGCCCAAAGCGAGCAUCUUGGAGCCUUCAGAGCCUGUCAGUCCAUUUGUCGAGCCACCUACGUCUCGCAGCGGCGCAUCUGAUCACCACGGUAUUCCCGCCAGCAGCGCCUCGGCCACCGCGGGGUCCUCAGCCUACUCGGCCUCGGCGCGUGGCUCCUCUCCACCCCUCUCAGCGGGCUAUGCGCCAUCGGAGGCUUUCAACUCAGCAAUGCGCCUAGGGCCAGGACCCAGCAUGCUCGGCCGCAACGUUGCCUCCGUCGCGCCGUCGGAAGCGGGCAGUGUCUCCUCCACAGGCACGGGUGGCGGUGGUCCAGGCAGCACCGGCACGGCGGACGACCAGGAAGUGGCCCUCCGAGCAGCGUACAUCGAGCGCCAGCGCAUGCGCGAGCGCGAGCUCAUGGGUGGCGAAGCUGGUGUGGGCGGCACCACGAUCCCGUCCUUCGCACUGCCAGCGCGUGGGUCGACGCCGUUGGCCUUCGCACCCGGCCUAUCGGCCCGCCUCGGUAGCAAUACUGCGUUCGACAACGUCAGUCGCGCAGGCAGCACCGCCGCUACAACGGGAACGAGCACUCCACCCCUCAGCCCGACAGGAUCCGAUAUUCCAUAUGCAGUCGGCUCGCCUUCGAGAAGGGGCAGUGUGGACAGCACCGAGACGCUGGGGAGUAUGAGAGCGCCCCCGAGCGUGCAAGGGUUCGAGCUGGGGAGUGGCAUCGAGUCGAGGAGGAUGAGUCGUGGCGGCAGCUCGGUCGGUGGUGACGCGCACGAGGGUGGGAGGAGGAUGAGUGAAGGUGGUGCGAUGGACGAAGAUUUGGAUGCGAGCCGGGCGAGAGAGGAUGAGAUGAUGUAA